Messenger RNA from Lodderomyces parapsilosis, 2313 nucleotides. RefSeq names its product Mrr2p (gene MRR2). NCBI's taxonomy places the organism in Eukaryota, Fungi, Ascomycota, Pichiomycetes, Serinales, Debaryomycetaceae. The coding region runs from base 1 to 2313 and encodes 770 amino acids. Gene Ontology annotation, cellular component: nucleus. Gene Ontology annotation, biological process: DNA-templated transcription; regulation of transcription by RNA polymerase II. Gene Ontology annotation, molecular function: zinc ion binding; RNA polymerase II cis-regulatory region sequence-specific DNA binding; DNA-binding transcription activator activity, RNA polymerase II-specific. The record is from RefSeq and is a predicted model, not a curated record. The transcript has a single exon.
AUGAGAUCAGCAGGUUAUGAAACACCAGGAAAAGUGCAGAACAACUCUGUCAGCAGCUCGAAUACCUCCCCAUUAGCCCAGCUGUACCGAAAUGGAUCCCCAGCUAGUUCGGAGUUAAGUGAAGUUGAUGCUCUUAGAAAUAGGAUCCAAGAAUUGGAGACCCAAUUAAAGGCUGAGCAAUUAUCCAAAUGGAGUAGACCAAAUGCCAUUGCAUUAACAACUUGGCCAAGAGGAUCUAACCCGGCACCAGGUCAAACGAAUUUCAAUUACAGUUUUACCAAUGGUGAGCCAUUGCCUUUGUCAAACAGACCAUUUCCGUAUAUGCUUUUGAUGAGACGUGAUGGGGGUUCUAAAUUGUUGUUUAAUUUAUUUGCACGAGAUGGCGAAAAAGAUGGUCAUUUGCUAACCUCGUCUAUUUUGCUUUGUGAACUUGAUUCUGUUAAAUCUGCAGAGAUCAAAGAAAAGUCACGAUUGGUUCUUGGUGAUUAUCAUAUUCCACGAUCAGGAGAAGAAACUACAAACACAGAAGAAUUGAAAAAGAAGUUGGCAUUGAAUCAUUACGGAUUGCAAUUCACUGGGCCGGACGUGGACUUGAGGGAUCCCAUAGCUUGUUAUUUUAGCUUGAUUCCUCCUGCGUGGGUGUGUAAGAAGUUGCUCGAUAUGUACUUUAAAAAGUUGUACUUAUUCAUGCCAAUUAUUGAUGAGCAAGACUUUAGGGCAGCAUUGAGCAGAAUUUUGGGACCUCAAAUUAAUGAUGAUUAUAUCAACACCUUCCCCAACGUGGAUUCGUCUGACGACUUGGCAACUUUGGUGAUAUAUUUGAUUAUACUUAGGUCGACUUAUUUGUCUUUAUGGGACUUGAAUGGGAAAAGUCCGUCGACCCUUAGUCAGCACCCCGUGACAUAUGAUGCCGUGAGAGCAGCAGAGACAAUCAUGAAGGAGUUUGAUUUGACUUGCCGACAAAGCUUGACGGUGGUACAAGCAGGGCUAAUGUUUCGAUUCUACGCCAUUGUUGCACCAGAAGCAUUCUUUACCGGGAGUGCCGCCCAAGUGAAACUGGGUCCUAUUAUUCAACUUUGUUAUGCCCUUGGAUUAAACAGAGAUCCAUCUUGUUUUGAUGGUCAAUCACCCAAGAUGCAAAACUUGCGUCGAAAAAUAUGGCACUUUGUGGCUCGAACGGAACUCGCUUGUUCGGCAAUUUUCGGAACAGUGUUAUCGACCGAUGUGCAUACAUACGACUGUCCAUUACCAGAAUUUCUGGCUGAUGCUGCCAACUGUUUUGAUCUCAAAUUAGAACAGGCAAUCAUUGACUCAUUUCGGUGUGGCAACGAUGUUUACUUAUUGUGCAGAAAAUUGGUGGACUAUCAUUUGAUCGCAAGUGAUAUGUUCCCGGUAGAGCUGGUGAUUAGGUUGCUCGAGAAUUUGGAGACUGUGAUAAUCAAAACGUGUGGCAAUGUGAAACCAUUAUUCAAUGAGCCACUUGUUGGUUUCAUGGGUGUUUUCAAGAUGCAAGUUUACCUGGAGAUGAAGCUUUUCAUGGCUUACACGUAUUAUUGUCUACACUUGUACUAUGAGAGCCAAGAGAAUCAUCUUUUGCUGUCAAAGUAUUUUCUUAAAACGACAACUAUCUUGCUACAAGAUUUGGGCGAUUUGAAUACAUACAUUUUCCUGAGUGUCAAUUCAAGUAGCAAUGUGUUGCUAGUGGCUAAAUUGACCGAGUUUUACUUGCAUUUAACCUUGAUGGUAUUUACCGGUAUCCGAUUGAGAUUGAAAUGCUAUAUGAAAUUGAAAUUUGCCAAUUCAGAAAAGGAAGAUAAAGAUCUCGAAUAUGAAAUACUCGACAAAUUAGAGAAUCAAUUGAAAAUGUAUACACAUGCUCAAGGGGUCAAACUUGGUGAAUUAGCAAAGAAAUAUAGGUACUCGCUAAUGUUAAGGGGAGUCCACAUGAUAACUAUAAAAUUGUGUGACCAAUUCCAGUACUUGUAUGAAGCCAAUGAUGCUCAAUCGAUUAGAGAAGCAGCUAUAAAGUUGCCACUAGAAGUAUUGCAGAAAUUUAGUCAAAAGCUUGACGUCUACCAAUUGGCAAAGACUGGCGAGUUAUUUGACUUUAGCGAUGAAGGUUUGAUUGUUGAAAUGAAUAGGCGAAAUCUUUGGGACCAAUUGAAAACAAUUGAAACCGAAGAGACGGUUACUAGCACAUGGAUUGAGAAGACGAAGAAAUUCAACAAAUUUGCUGAGGAUAUGAAGCUUGGAUUGAGUUACAACCUCGGGUUUGAUUUGCCCGUUAUUGGGCCAAAUUUAUUUUCAAAUUGA